GCGCGCUUGGAGCAGCCGAGAGGGGGUCCCGCUCCUGUUCCCCGAGCUGUCCCGUUCGCAAGGGCGACCACACGGGACAGCUCCUCCUCAGCCGGAGGACAGGCAUGGCUAUGUCCUCGAGUGGCAUCGCGCUCCCUGCGGGCCGUCCCUCCCGCUGGUGGAUCCGAGGUGACUGGGUGGCAGCUCUGCCCAGCCGGCGCAAGGCCUGGCGGGCCGGGCCCAGCUCGGACGAGGAGUGUCGGUGGCUUCUGAGCUGUUUGGAAAUCCUCUCAGAGAGUUCUUUAUUUUCCAGGUCCAGAGCUUAGGAGUUCUGGGGAGACUUUCACAUACCAACCUUCCCAGCACGGACUUUCCUACUCUUCUCCAACAACUGUUCAUCCAUCCCCAUCGCUGGGUACGUGCACAGCCCGUUCACACAAUCUCACACAAAAAUAGCCUUUACAAUGCUUCAUCUGAAUGGAGACAAGUGGAAAGAAGACAUGAUAAUCUCCUAAAAAAAUGAGCGACAGUGAAAACACAUUCCAUGUGGUAUGUGAAGACAGCAAUUUUUCAUGUAAUUUAAACUAGGAUUUGCUGGGUGUACUGGGGUUGCUAUUGGAAAGAGCUUAAUAAUGUCCAAAUCAACAUUUACAUUGGAUUUAUGCAGCCUCAAAGCUGUAGAGUAGAGUUGCACCCACCUGCAGCAAUGGGGAAAGGCUGAAUUCUUCUGGGAUGUGGUGCCUAAAGACCCAGGUUGACCCAGCUUGUACUGUCCCCAUGACUGGAGAGACUUGUAGGGUCAGGUGGUCAGUCACAUAAACUUUCUGGACCAUGGCUGUCUGGAACAUUAAUCCCUUCAUGCUACAAAACCACCUUCAGAUGGUUCCUGGACUGUUUUCUGCUGUAUUCACUCCCUCACUGACGUUCACCUGCCUCCUUUGCAGGGCUUCCCUCAAGUGUGGUCUCAUCCACUGCCACAGGACAACAGAUCUGGUCCUGAGGCCAUAAGGAGGGCUUCAGUGCUCAGCCUGUUGUGUGGCAGCUCCUCUGCUCUCAGGCUCUCUUGCACAAAGACAAUAUCCUGCCAUGUGACAAACCUGGCAUGAUGUCAAACCAAACCAUGAUCCCAUGGUCAGCCCAUGAUGAGGAUGAAGGCAAACCUGGUGAUGCCAAGCAUCCUGAGGGGGCUGUGACACUCCAGGGAUGUUCCUGGUGUGGUUCUUCACGAAGCCUCUGAGCCCCCUCUGUCUCGCAGGCCUUUGCACUGAAGCCAAGUGAAGAACCUCACAAUUGCACUGCACACCACCUAGCUCUGAUUUCUCUGGCAGCCAAACAUCUCUGUCACUGAGACCUCGAGGGCUCUUUUUCCCUUCCUACCCAUCUCUCCUGUGUCUGUGCCUGGAAGCUGGUGCCCAGCAGUAACUCCAUCUGCCCAUCCAUCCUGCUGGACUGCUCCCCACCAUGUUUCAGCGUUUUACCAGCCUCUUCUUCAGUGACAGCAACACGCCAGAGGGCCUGGAGGAGCCCAAACCCUUUGUCGAGGAAGAAGAGGAGGAGGAUGGCUGGCUCAUAAUUGAUCUUGCAGGCAGCCGUGCCCGCCCCGGCCCUGCCCGGCGCCCGGCUGCUGGCGGUACCGGGCGCUCGGCGCGACCCCGCCCGACGCCCCCCGGUCCGCCACCGCCACCGGCCGCUUCCCCGGCUAUGGCCGGUCCCUGCUUGAUGGACGAGAGUUGGUUUGUCACCCCUCCCCCCUGUUUUACUGCAGAGGAGCCCGGCCUCGACGGCGUGGGGAGCAGCCCCAUGGAGGACCUGCUCAUCGAGCACCCCAGCAUGUCCGUCUAUGUCACCAGCACCCUCGAGGUGGAUGGGGAGGGCCCCGAGGACGAUGCUGCAGAGGCGGUGCCGGAGCCACGGCCGGAGCUGCCUCCGGCGCACCACGGCCGGGCGCUGCCGGUGAAGGCGGCGGCGCUGGACAAGCUGGGCCAGGCGCAGCGGGCUCAGCGGGCCAAGCAGCUGGCGGAGCGGCACCGCCUGGGCCAGAAGGCGCUGCAGCGGCAGAACCGGGCCCGGCAGCGCCCGUCCCGCCGCGCCAAGCAGCUCCCGGGGGCCUUCGUCCACCAGCCCUGCCAGCGCCACUGCAACUACUGACCUCGCUCCGCCGCCCAGGGGCUCCCCCCGGCCCCGGGAGUGCGGCCCCCACGGACACCGGGGACACGGCGGCGGCUUCACUCCACACCCCGCGUCCGCACGCCUGGCCCACACUCCUCAUCUUCCUCCUGUUCGCCUUCAUCACGCCCCUCACUCUCGAUGCCGUCCGGGCCACGACCCCUGGAGCCGCCGGCAUGGAGGGCCACGCCACCCCUCCCCAGCAGCCUUCUGUGGGAAAUCAGUAUUCCCAGUGACAUCACCUGCUCCUGAAAUCCACCUGUUCCCGGUGAAACCUGUUUGUCCUGAUAAGCCUGUGACAUCAGUGCCUUUCCUCACAUCAUGACUCCAUGUACAGCCUGGCUGGCAUGUCACAGAGACACUGAGCGGGAGUGACAAGAGCAAUGAAGCCACAAGAUUUGGGAUUUUUAGGAAAAUCUCACCAAUGACACUAAAUAAUGCUUCCACCCUGCAAAACCAGCAAAUACUCCUUCUCCUUCCUUGAUUUCUUAGCUACAUUUUAUCAUAUGAUAACCCCCCACUACCAGUCCCGAAGGGGCUUGUGGUUGAAAGCACUGGUGGAGUCUCCGUGGCCGGGUCAGCCAGGCUGCUCCUGGUGCCUCACGGUGUUUUUUUAAAAAAAUCGACCUUAAAAGGAAUCUCAGGAAUCAAGCACCAUCCCAGCACCACGCUGGAGCCCUACUGUGCCGGAGGGGUGGCCAGCCUGGGGUGGCAUCACAGUGGCUGGUGGUCCCAUCUGAGCGAGCCCCUUCCUCCUGGAGCCAGUCACGUGCCCCAGCCACACCUGUAUCCCUGUGGAUACACCUGUAGAUCUGUGUGUAUAUAUUUCUCUCGGUACCUUUACACUCAGAAGAGGCACUGUUAAGCCACAGAGCGUUGUCUACCUGGUGUCAGUCCCCGGGAGGGGAGAGGAGCCAGGGAUCUGCACAGCUUCCCCGAGGUGGCCAAAGCACGUCCGUGGUGGUGAAGAGAUGCUGAAGAGGAGACCAGAGGGAAGUGAGGACAAAGAUGGAUCUGGGAGCCACUGCAAUGGGUCAGGAUAGGGCAGGCCUGAGUGAGAGGAUUGCUGUAGGAGGAGUUGUAACAGAAGCAUCUUCUUUCCCCAGUAAAAAUGGCAUCCUUUCCCACAAAGGGCCAAAUUCCACUGCUAGGCGACGCUAAUUUUUAAUGCAAAUCCCUCCUCUCUCCGUGAUGGACUCCUUCUGCCUUUGGAACAACAUGGUCCAGGCUUUUCACUGGCUCCAGCACCAGCUGAGACAGCUCCAAACCCAGCAGAAAUUUGCUAAUCUGCCCCUAGCUCACUCCUUUUAGGAACUGGUUUUGUACCCUGUGCCCUGAGAAAGCAUCCUGCUCACGACCAGCUCACAAUCCAGAUUCCCACCCUCUGAGACAAGAAAUACCCCCACAACACUUCAGAAAAUUCUGAUUUCACCGGAGGUUCUACCACUCACCAUAUUACAUCCUUUAGUAUCAGAUGGGGACCUCGGCUGAAGGAAUUGUGGUGAGCCCAAAUUGAGACAGCUGAUAGUUAUUAAUUCUUUUAAUGAGGUUAAAGCCAAAAUGAACCUUCUUAGUAGCAACAGCCCUUAGCUCAGGGCCAGGGAGCCUGAACCGCAGUAGCCAGCUGCUGCUGCUCAUCUGCAGCAUUUCCCCCUCACUCCACUGCCUCAGCAUUCCCAAAAGCACUGAGCUGGAGAACUCCAUGUCCUCGGCAUUGCCUCACCCUCCUUGGCCUCACCGCAACCGCUAUCCCUCGCCAAGCGUGAGACCACACUGAGAUCACUCUGUUCCAUCCCUGGUGUCUUCUUGGUGAAGAGACUGAUUUCUCCUGACUCCUGGGGAGUGUUUACAUCCUCUGACUUCCUGGACUUCACACUCAAUGCCUUUUGUUUCCCCCUGCAGUGCUGCCUGGGAUGGAGCAGGGCAUGUGCAGAGACAGAGGCCCAGGUGCUGUGACAGCAGGUAGGGGCUGAGCCCAAGCUCCUGAGUGUCUGGGGAGGUGCUGCCUUCCCAAUCCGCUCUUCCCGUGCCGCUGGAUGAGCAAUUCUGUGGCCACUGCGCAGCAGCACUGGAGGAAGCAUUUUCUCUGCCCCCACAACACACACCAAGAAGUGGAGAAGCCAAGCACUGCCGAGCCCCCAGCUUGGUCUGCACUUCACAUUCUCCUCCUGUGCAUCCGAGGUGCUGGCAGUCCCUCCAGAGCACCCCAGAGAUCAGAGGCUGGCUGUGACCCAGUGCCCCCUCGGCAGCUUCCAGAGGAGCAGGCAGCGGGGAGCAGUGGCCCCGAGGCAGAUUCUGCCAUGUCUCACCAACUGGGCUCUCCUGUGCCUACCCAACUGCUGGAAGUGGUACCCCAGGAGAAAUCCUUAUGGAAGCCCUCCUAUGCACCCUUCUCAUCUGCUGUGAGCCAGAAGCCCUUGGCUGUGUCCCUGGGGACUUGUCUAAGCCUGGCACUGCCACCAGCACCCAGCCCCCAGUGCCCAUUUCAAACAGGUGAUCUUCCUCUGUCCUGAUUUUCAGAAGCAAAUUCAAACUCUUUCCGUGCCAGUCUGAGAUGUCUUUUAUCACUCCAUGCCCAGCCAGCACAGGAGAUGAAACAGAACUAUUAUCACACUUUAUAUCCAGAGUAUGUUUAUAAAGGAUUAAUAAAUUAUUAAUAAUAAUUUUCAUGAAGAGUUUAAUCCAGACCCUGAGCCUCUGGUGGGUCAGCAGAGUGCACAAACCACAGCAAAUGAGCUCCUGCAACUCCCUCUGUUGUUUGCACUCUUGCCAUGUAUUAACACCCAACACUCAUCUGCCAACCCUUGCGAGGUAACUGUCACCCCCAGUGUGUGACCCACCCUCCCUGUGCUCUGGUCAACCUGUGCUUUGCAGAAGACCUGCAGUGUUCUGCUCCUGCCCAGCAGCAAGCACAAGGCCUGGCCUGAUCCCAGACCUCCUGCCCGGUGCUGCUAGAGCAAGAAAACCCCUUUUCACUGAGGUUUUUUGUCUUCUCCAAUCUUAAAAAAAAAAAAAAAAGAAAGGUGCUUAAAAACUGAGAACUUCAUGUGUGUGCACCCCCAUUUGCAUGUGUAGAUAUUUUACAACCCAGUGUGGGUGUUCAGUAGCUUGUUUUGGGGUUGAAUUUUUUAAGGGUUUGUUGGUUGGGGUUUUUUUUGCACCCAGUAUUUGUGAUGCGCUGUGUGGUGCUUCCCAUGGGAAGGUUCUGGUUUGCAGGGAGCUCUUGGGACAGGUGGGCUGAAUUUUGCUUUCUUUUGUGUACUUGUGUAGGGGGAAACUACAGCAUGGACUCAGGGACAAACCAAUCUGCUGGGAUCUUUAAAAAUGUCUUUUUUCCAGUUUGGUUCUAGGAUGCUGCAGGGAUGUGGCCUUGUGGCAGCAGAUUGUGGUGACAGGAGCUGCAGGGUGUUCUGACACUCCUGUGUGGAAAAGAAAUAGUGACCAUUUGUGGUGGGAUCAUUCCUGGGCUGCAACCCGUCUUCAUUUGUUCAUGCCCUGAAAAUUCACCUUUACAGUUGAAUGUGGCUUGUUCCUUUUUAGACUGGCUUGUGAACAACCAGGUAUGGAUUUUCAGCACUGAACCUCCUAGGGUUUGAAAAGUGCAGGAGAGCUGUGUGUUGUGGCCUGACCCACCACAUCACUGGGGUCAGGAGACAACCAGGAUGGGGGAGGCUGUCGAAAUGAUCACCUGGAGAAAUGGUGAUGCAGGCAACGGAGAGAAAUUUUUGUAUUUAUUGCAAUGAAAGCAUAAAAAAGGGAAGAAUUGUCAGUGGAGAGACCUGGGCAGAUCCCUAUUCAGUAAGUGUCAGCUUUGCUGGGCAGUGUAUCAGUGCUGGGCGCAGACACCUGAGCUGGCUCCAACCCCAGCUCAGCUUCCCGCCCUGUACGGGACUCGAAGGCUUGGGGACAGCAGGGCACUAGGACAGGCUGGGGCUUGUGAGACCCCUUAUGGAGGGAAGAAUCUUCCCACCACUGAAACCCCUGUGGUACAGGGAUCUUCUCCAAGCCAGAUUUGCAUCUGAUUGCCUGGUUCUGCUCUGGCGGCCCCAUCCCAGUGCGAGGGAUGAACCCCCAAAGUGUGACGGGACCAGGAGGGACAGCCCUGCUGGACAAGUGCCACCUCUUGGGUUGCACCAGGGCCCCCCAGUGCCCCAGGCCCCCAAGGCUGUGCUUGCUGCCCUGGACAAGGCCAGGCUGUGGUCACGGCACACUCAGGACCCCUCAGUGGCAGCCACAACAAAGUUCUUGCACUGAAUUCUGGCUCUUGCUUGGCACUGCAAGGCUGGAGGGAUGCCAAGGGAGUAGGGGCAAAAGUCCUCCUCACCUGUUGCUCUGAAACUUGCAUUCACAAAUGGUCCUUCUUAGAAAUUCUGCUGCAAAAGCUUGGUCUGGAAGGUAAACGAUUAUUUCCUUGGGAGUCCACGUUUCCUUCUCGUUGUGGAUAACAUAGAUGCAUGGCUUAUCCCAAAGUUCACUGCUGUGGGAAUCUUCUCUUAGGCAUGUUUCUGUUCAAUAUUUUUACAUUUGCAUCAUACUAGUACUUUUUCCUUUUCUAUUCAGCCCUACUGGGAAGCAAAAUACCCACUUAGAUGUCUUACCAUACCAGUAAGAAGAAAAAAAAAAAAAAAAAAAAAAAAGAAAAAGUACUCCAGUGAGGUUCUAGGCUUGAGUCCCACAGCUUUGCAGUUGCCCCUCUGGAUCAUUACCAGUUCCAUUGCCCUGCAUAAAGUGGAAAUUAAACUUCAUGUGAAUUUAUUGCAACACAAGUGAGUCCCCAAAGAUCAAACAUCUAGUAAUUAGGAAACAGUAAGAAGAUGUAAGUGACCUCAGGUCAGGAGAAAUGGUUCUCAGCAUAUCUCAGAAGGCAACUGCCUUGGGAAUGGCUGGUGGCAGUCCUUGAAUCUUCUCUGAGUCUCUGGGUUAAAACAAGAGGCAUCCAUGUCCAGCUGGUGCCACCAGGGUCUGUCGGCUGCCACCACUCCUAGCCUCCAGUUUGCUGCUCCUCCUUUGCUACACGCACUCAGCAGUAGCUGGUGGCAGGAGGGAAGCACCAGCACCCCAGCAUCCCCCCAGCUUCUCAGAGCUUCUCCCAACCCCUUCUCCACCACUGGACUGUGGUGACCUCCUCAGCACAGCUGCUGGCAGGGACUAGAGCCUGAGGAGGGACACCCACGGCACUGGCAGCCCCUCCCUCCCAGGGGACUACUACAGGCAGACCCACUGGGGACAGGAACGGGCCUUAAAAGAGGCUGAUCCCCUCAGGGCUUGUCUUCAAGGUGGAGCUUUCCAUCUCUCAGAUCUGCUCCAUACAAAAUUAGUAGUCUCUUGCUGUCCUCAUGGGCUCCAUCCUCGUCCCAUUCCCAUGACAAGUGGCUUGAAUGUGGCUGUAGGAGCUGGAUGUAGGAGUGGGAAAGGCUCUGCCUGCCUGAAGAAUCCCUUUUCUGAGAGAUGUCCUCAGACCUAUUGGAGAUGCCACCUCCAGGAUCCUUCUGCUUCUUGAAAACAUUGGUCAUUAACUAAACCCAUAACCUUCUCCUUAGAGGAACGAAGAUGAUGAGGAUGAGCAGCUUCUCAAUAGUAAAGGUGGCUCGUAUGUGUGAUCAUCUUUUCAGUUCUGUGCAGAGUGGUGGUACCCAGGUGUGUCCCCUGUCACUCAUUCUGCACUGACACCUCCCGGGCUGGCAAGGGGGUUGCUUUUCCAACACCAUAUUUUAUACAGGGAUGCUGCCCCAUAUUCUAGAGCACAAAAAGAGCUGCAAAGCUGCUGUUGCAGCUAAACCUGAAAGUCCUGCCUUCCACUCUGACCCUAUUUCAUUACAAGGUGGGGGGAAGAUUUUAUUCUCUGCAGAGGGGAAAACAGUACAGUAAAUUCUAGGUGUAACUUAAGAAUGGAUCGCACAGGGGAGCCCAAAGCUCCUCUGCUCUUUUGCAUUCACCUCAUGUACCCUUGCUGGGGAACCAUGAGCAGCUGUGCCCAAGUCUCACCGAAUUUUUAUCCUCAGCUUUAUGCUUCAGGAAGUCUGGGGAUGAGGGAGCAGCACAAGGUGUAGCAGUAAAUCAGUGAAAUUUCCUCUUGUGUCAGAACUGUACGUGUACAGAGAGCCACCGAGCACUGCAAUAUUCUAUCUGUGUGUAUCCGCUCCUGGUAUCUGCUUGUAAAACUCACGCCCACACAUUACCCUCCCCCGUGUGGGACUGACUGUACAUGUGCCUUCACCCUUUUUCAUGGUUUGGCAUCUUUUUUUAACACAAUUACAGAACUUGAAUAAAUCACUGAACUGCAGUUACAAGUCCUAUGCAAGAGGUGACCACAGAGUCAGCUUUGAAUAUUUCUGUGUUUCUCUGUUGUUUUCAAAGUCACUGUGGGGUUUUUCAGAGAAGCCCAACAGAGUGAAUGCCCCAAAAAAAGCUUUUAUUUUAUUUUAUUUUAUUUUUUUUUGCUAAAAAAGCGUUUAGCAGUUUGGAUAUACUAAAUCUCUUAAGCAGCUUUGAAAAAUUCUAAACCCCAGUUGCUCACCGGGCUGCGUUUGGAGAGCAAGCAGGAGCGGCAGGACGGAUGAGUGCCAGGACAGGUGGCUGUUCCGUGGCUGGAAAAGGUUGCCUUAAGCCUUCCCUAAAAUGCCCUGGAGAAUGUUGCCGUGCCCUCCUGCCCUGUGCACAGCCGGGGCAGCGUGGGCAGAGCAGCUCCUGCCCCGGGCUCUGCCCGAUGCCUUACACGUGGCACAGCCGCCACCAGGGAUCUUGGAGAAGAGGGAAAAACCAGCCCCACAUUUUCUACAUCACCUAUGCUGUAGGACUGAAACCUCGUCUGGAACUCAGAGCUAACAAAGUCCAUCCUUUUUGUGUGUUAUGUGUUCAGUUGGUGUAAGCAGGGUUCGUAGGGAAGGAGUGUCUCCUCCUCAUAGGACAUUGUGUAAACAUUUGCCGUGUGUCGACUGCCUGGGACACAUUGUGUGGUGUGCCUGUGUGUGUGUAACCUGGUUUUGGUUGUUAGAUUGUAAUGCUGUCUCUUGACUGAAAAAAAAAAUCUAAUAUAAAGAAAAAUCACAAGAAAUUAAAAAAAUAUAUAUUUAAAAUCUA
This is a messenger RNA of Catharus ustulatus (Swainson's thrush), 9225 nucleotides long. It is a transcript of the gene TP53INP2, whose product is annotated as tumor protein p53 inducible nuclear protein 2. Gene Ontology annotation, biological process: autophagosome assembly; positive regulation of DNA-templated transcription. The coding region runs from base 1441 to 2127 and encodes 228 amino acids. Gene Ontology annotation, cellular component: nucleus; autophagosome. The record is from RefSeq and is a predicted model, not a curated record. The transcript has 6 exons. NCBI's taxonomy places the organism in Eukaryota, Metazoa, Chordata, Aves, Passeriformes, Turdidae.